GCCUAUGACAGCGAGGUUUGUGGCUGAGGGAAGGAAAUUAGGGUAACAGCAUCCUUUGAAAGAAAUCUGGGAAACAAAUAGGACACUUAAGAAACCAUGUGCAAAUAGCAGGAUUUUCACUUAUAGCCAGUUCCUUGAUCACAUUUCCCUGUAUCUGAAUCUGAUAAAGAAUAGGCAAAUGCUGAUUAUGCAAAUGGAGGCAGGGUGUCAUGGAGCUGGGAGUGAUUUGCAUACUGAGAGAGCUGGCAGGAAUCUUUUUUUUCAAAUCCCAGUGGACUGGGGGUGUUUGCUGCCGACUGGGAUUUGGUAUGAAUCUAACGAGAGGCGUUCUGGGGUCUUUGCUUACAACAGGUUGGUUUGGCCAGAGAAUUUGUUCUCCCCCUGUGCACGUGUCUCAGUGCUCUGGAGUAGGAGCUAAAUCUGAGCAGACUCCCCGGAGAAGAUGUCUCUCACCUUCAUCUUCAUGAUCAUCUUUUGCCUGGAGUCACUGGCUUCAAUGUUGCAGAAUGGCUUCAUGGUCACCAUGCUGGGCAGGGAGUGGGUGAGGUGCCGGGCACUGCCCACAGGAGAAAUGAUCGUGGCCUGCCUGGCUGCGUCCCGGUUCUGCGUACAUAUGAUUGCCACUCUGAACAACUUCCUGAGUUCCUUCAAUUUUUCUCAUGUGUUUAUACUUUGCAACGUUUUCUGGAAUUUCUUCAACAGUCUUACUUUCUGGCUCACUGCCUGCCUUGCCCUCCUCUACUGUGUGAAGAUCUCAUCCUUCUCCCACCCCAUUUUCUUCUGGCUCAAGUGGAGGGUUUCUCGAUCAGGGUCCAGGAUGCUGCUGGGUUCUCUGAUCAUAUGUGUGCUGUCAUUCAUCUCAUCACUUUUUGGGAGUGUGAUUACUGUUCAGCUGAUGGUCUCUCAGAGUUUCUAUGGAAACAACACCCCGGCUUAUGGGUCGCAUACCUUCUUUUUAAAAUAUUUUAUUUUCCACGAAGCCUUUUUCUUGUCGAUUCCAUUCCUGUUGUUCCUGGUGUGCACCAUCUUUCUCAUGUACUCACUGUGCCGGCAUUUGAGACAGAUGAAGGGUCACAGGCCUGGCCCUCGGGAUCCCAGCACCCAGGUUCACAUCAUGGCUCUGAAAUCGCUUGCCUGCUCCCUCAUCUUCCACAUGUCAUAUUACCUUUUCCUGAUUAUCGACUCUGUAAAAGCCACAAGAUUCUAUGGUCAUUGGCCUUGGGCCUGGGAGGUGACUGUUUAUGCCGGCCUCUUUCUGCAGUCCACCAUCCUGAUGCUGAGCAGCCCCAAGCUGAGAAAGGCCCUGAAGAAAAGGAUUCAGGACAUAGGCCACUGCCGGUCAUAGGGCUUUGAACUACUCAGACAAAGGAAGGUUCUUCUCCCAGCCUAUCACGAUCAGUGAUGAGCAUUGAGAUGAAUAGUCUCAUGAGCAGCCAAGGAUGUUUAAGGUUUGGGUAUUGUCUCUCUCCUUUCAUUUUCUUCCUUCUUACUCACCUCUUCCAUGUCCCAUUGAUUCUUUUUUCCAUCUCUAUGUAUUUCUGCCAUCCCCUCCACUGCUUCAAGGGCUUAGUCUGCAUCUCAAAACAGCUUGUCUUAGCUAAGUGACUACAUUUCCACUCCGAUUUCUCUGUAUUUCCACACAAGCAACCCCAAUCAUAGUCUUCAAGCAUUCUUUUGACCCGUACCCCCUUUAUAAAGCUUUACAAUCAUCAUCAGCUUUCUCUGUGAGCCAACUGAGGUUUUUGUUAGUGCUGUGGAUUGUCUAACUCAUCUCCUUUGUGACAUCAACUGCCCUCCUCAUCUACUCUGUGCUUUCAGCUCAGUCUCUCUACACCAAUCCAGGGCGGCUUCCAUCUUCCCUUCUUCCAUCUCUUCCAUCUGUCAUUCUUUGGACUGCUGGAACUUCCCUCUUUGCUGUCUCUGCCAACCACUGCCAAUUGUUACCAAUCCUCAUCUUUUGUGCCCUGAAUUGAGAUUGACUUUAUCCAUGG
Molecule: messenger RNA, 1991 nt
Organism: Ochotona princeps (American pika)
Lineage: Eukaryota; Metazoa; Chordata; Mammalia; Lagomorpha; Ochotonidae
Product: taste receptor type 2 member 62-like
Exons: 1
Coding region: 443-1345 (300 amino acids)
Biological process (GO): G protein-coupled receptor signaling pathway; detection of chemical stimulus involved in sensory perception of bitter taste; sensory perception of taste
Cellular component (GO): membrane
Molecular function (GO): G protein-coupled receptor activity; bitter taste receptor activity
Source: RefSeq, a predicted model, not a curated record